AUGGGUUUCAAGAUUUCUCGCACUCAGCGACUGAGUGCAGUCAUUGCUAUCUCGACGUCCUUCUUCAUCGCUGAGAUUUCAGUGGGUUUCUAUACACAUUCUCUCGCUCUCAUAGCAGACGCUUUUCAUUAUCUGAACGAUCUCAUCGGGUUUAUUAUUGCUCUUGUCGCCGUUGUUGUCUCAAAUAAACGCACUCCUCCCAAAACUUUAACAUACGGAUGGCAGCGUGCGGAGCUUCUUGGCGCGUUCUUCAAUGGAGUCCUCCUUUUCGGUCUUGGAAUCAGCGUUUUUCUACAAUCUAUCGAGAGGUUUAUCUCGUUGCAACCUGUCGAGAAUCCAAAGUUGGUUCUCAUCAUUGGCUCAAUCGGUUUGGGGCUUAAUAUCAUCAGUGUUCUAUUCCUGCAUGAUCAUGGUCAUGGACACGAUCAUGGCCAUAACCACAGCCACGACGAUCAUGCUACCGCCGACGAAGCCGACCUGCACUCAAACACGUAUGCUUAUUCCUUGACAAAUGAAAUGCACGUUCACCAUAAACACCAGAUCAACGCGGCCUCUGCCUCUUCCCACAGACCCGGCCACGACCUCGCUAUUAUGGGAGUUCUAAUCCAUGUCCUCGGGGACGCCGGUAACAAUCUCGGGGUUAUGGCCGCCGCGUUGGUCAUCUGGCUCGCUGAUUACGGUGGAAGAUACUAUGCUGAUCCGGCGGCUAGUAUGGGGAUCGCAUUGAUGAUCUUUGCUUCCUCUAUACCUCUAAUCAAACGCGCGGGUCUGAUUCUGUUACAAAGUGCCCCGGGGGAAGUUGAUCCUGAUGACGUGAAACAUGAUUUGGAAAGAAUACCCGGUGUUCGCGCCAUUCACGAGCUUCAUAUCUGGCGCCUGAACCAGACCAAAUCCCUCGCGUCAGCCCACAUUCUGCUAACGGAUGAUGCAAAAGCCAACUUCACUGCUGUGGCAAAAACAAUCAAUGAAUGUUUCCACGCAUACGGUAUUCAUUCAGUCACGCUGCAGCCGGAAGUGUGGUCGGAUCGGAAGGGUUUCAUGGCUACUCCGGCUGGAAAUGAUACAGAUACAAUGUCCGCGCCGUCGGUAAGGCAUGACUCCGGUAUAUCAGAGCGAGAUUGUCAACUCGUUUGCGGAAAGCUGUGUGAAGAUCUUUCAUGCUGCUAA
Aspergillus affinis is the source of this 1167-nucleotide messenger RNA. RefSeq names its product cation diffusion facilitator family transporter. Gene Ontology annotation, molecular function: zinc ion transmembrane transporter activity. Gene Ontology annotation, biological process: zinc ion transmembrane transport; intracellular zinc ion homeostasis. Bases 1 to 1167 code for a protein of 388 amino acids. The transcript has 9 exons. Lineage: Eukaryota; Fungi; Ascomycota; Eurotiomycetes; Eurotiales; Aspergillaceae. The record is from RefSeq and is a predicted model, not a curated record. Gene Ontology annotation, cellular component: membrane.